AUGACACAAGAAGACCCAGGUGUUAUGAGGAUAAUCAACGAAGCUGGAGUGGUCAAACCUAGCCUGUACCGGCUGGUAGACGGUUUCCAGGUCAAGCUGUUCGACAUCUUCCUCAGUCUUCGCGCCACGCCAUCGCCGUUGCCGCUUGGGGAAAAGACCACGGCGAGAGACCGGGCCGACCGCAUCGCCACGUGGCAGACCAAGGCAGCCCAGGCCUUUGAGCAGGUUCUCGAUUUGAGACUGAUGAUGGAGCAGAGCGUGUGUCCGUACAGCUUCCGCUGGGCAGAACUGGAAGACAAGUUCGACAAGUCGUGGAUGGCGUCGGCGCAUGAAGACUACCAGCCACCCGAUCAAGGUACCCCGGUCUUGGUCAGCCUGCGUCCAGCCAUCUACAACUGUUCGAGGAGGAAGAGGGCCGAGCCCUCGCUCAUCAUCCCGGCGUUGGUCAUGCUGGAGGGAUUCGGUGCUUCUGAUCGUUGCAAAGUCGACUCGGGCGCCAUCCGCGCGAUCCCACGGUCGUGA
This is a messenger RNA of Capronia coronata CBS 617.96, 522 nucleotides long. RefSeq lists its product as uncharacterized. The transcript is spliced from 2 exons. Bases 1 to 522 code for a protein of 173 amino acids. Lineage: Eukaryota; Fungi; Ascomycota; Eurotiomycetes; Chaetothyriales; Herpotrichiellaceae. The record is from RefSeq and is a predicted model, not a curated record.